Dibothriocephalus latus is the source of this 1092-nucleotide messenger RNA. NCBI's taxonomy places the organism in Eukaryota, Metazoa, Platyhelminthes, Cestoda, Diphyllobothriidea, Diphyllobothriidae. The record is from the annotation of a GenBank genome assembly.
AUGUUGACCAUCAACUAUGAGCGCGAGAGAGUUAUAGAUUUCACGACGCCCUUCAUGAAUCUGGGUGUAAGCAUCAUUUUCAAGAAACCUGAAGACAAGGAGCUUGCCCUCUUUGCCUUCCUUCGUCCUCUCUCGCCCCCUGUUUGGGGCUAUGUAAUAAUAGCAUACGUUGGCGUGAGUAUGGCGUUAUUCUUUGUGGCUCGCUUCAGCCCCUAUGAAUGGCGUAAUCCUCAUCCCUGCAACGCAGAUUCCGAGGUGCUUGAGAACAGCUUCAAUAUGCUCAACAGUCUGUGGUUUACACUCGGCUCAUUGAUGCAAAAAGGCUCUGAUAUUCUGCCUCGGGCUACAUCGACUCGCAUCGUAGCUGGAUUCUGGUGGUUCUUCACCCUCAUCAUAAUUUCUUCGUAUACGGCCAAUUUGGCCGCCUUUCUGACAGUGGAGCGCAUGAAAGCACCCAUUGAGGACGUACAUGACUUGGCCAAACAAACUAAAAUCAAGUACGGUACGCGCGAGGGUGGAUCCUCGGCUGCAUUUUUUGAAAAAUCCAACCUCAGUGUUUACCAACGUAUGUGGCAAUUCAUGUCUUCCAACAAAAAUGUCAUGAUGAAUAGCACGAAAGAGGCGAUUGCUCGAGUCAAGCGUGGUGGUUACGCCUACAUUCUGGAGUCCUCGGUAAAUGAGUACUACACCCAACGCAACUGUGAACUCAUGCAAGUUGGCAACAACCUCGACUCUAAGGGGUACGGCAUCGGAUUUCCACAAGGUUCCAAAUAUCGUGACUCCUUCUCCGAGGUGAUACUCCAACUACAGCGCUCCCAAGCGCUCGAACAGAUGCGGAGGUAUUGGUGGGGUAAUUAUAGCAUCGUCGAGCCCUGCCACGAUCAGCCGAAAAAGAGUGCCGACGCGACCUCGUUGGGUGUUGAAGAAGUGGGAGGCUGUUUUGUCAUGGUUCUGAUCGGAAUGGCUGCAUCCUUCCUCGUCGGUCUCGUAGAAUUCCUUUACAAGGCACAUCAAAGGUCAAAGAUCACAAAGGCAAGUUCAUACACCUUCCUUCCUAUGUUUAACCUGGGCAAGUUUAUGUGGCCGGCAUAA